Musa acuminata AAA Group (dessert banana) is the source of this 2121-nucleotide messenger RNA. RefSeq lists its product as uncharacterized. The transcript has 2 exons. The coding region runs from base 53 to 1927 and encodes 624 amino acids. Gene Ontology annotation, cellular component: mRNA cleavage and polyadenylation specificity factor complex. The record is from RefSeq and is a predicted model, not a curated record. Gene Ontology annotation, molecular function: mRNA binding. Gene Ontology annotation, biological process: mRNA alternative polyadenylation. Lineage: Eukaryota; Viridiplantae; Streptophyta; Magnoliopsida; Zingiberales; Musaceae.
GCCAACAUUAAUGUGCUUCAUAACCAUUCCAUGAACUCCCAACAUUUAUGUUAUGUUUCAGCAGGACAUAAAUGAAGGGUGGGCUGCUUCUCUCUCAGACAUUAUUUCAAACAGAUGGCGUGUGGAUUUAAAUGCAUUGAUGGAUUCGGAAGAGCAGUUGGAUUACGGCGACGAGGAGGAUGAGGAGGAGGAUGGCUACGACCAUCCUUACGAUGAUGUUAAUGUCGGCCAGGGUGUCGCCGGGCGUGCCAUUCCUUCCGGGAAUGGUGGGUUACCAGAUCGGGUGGCGGAUGGGCCGACCGGCCUGGGCGUUCCCGUAGUUGGGCCGGACGGAAAUAGAUCCGAAUCUGGCAGUGGAGCUUUACAACCUGAACUGAAGUCUGGUAGUCUUUUGCCUGGUGACGGUCCCGAUGGUUUUCCUCGUAGAAAUAACAGUGCGUCGGAUGCGGUUCGAGAGAGUAAUGGGGGGAGAAUAGGCUUCCGAGGCAAUUCCGCUUUGGCGCCAUUACGCUCCAAGAUCAGCGUAGAUCCUAAGUUCGGCAAUGCAUCUCCGUCGCUACCAUCAGAUCCGGGCAAUGACGGUGCCAAAAGCCAGCCACUGAUGCCUCCAAACCCACCGGCUAUUGCUACUGGGGAUCGUCCGAUGACCGAUAAUAGUUUGAGAACAGACGGCGGCCGAAUGGAUGACAAUGGCUCGACGUUGCUCUUUGUUGGGGAGCUGCAUUGGUGGACUACCGAUGUUGAGCUUGAGAGUGUGUUGUUGCGGUAUGGGAGAGUAAAAGAAGUCAAGUUCUUUGAUGAAAAGGCUUGUGGGAAAUCUAAAGGUUACUGCCAGGUUGAGUUCUACGAUUCUACCGUAGCAGCUGCCUGUAAAGAGGGAAUGAACGGGCAUGUGUUUAAUGGUCGGCCUUGUGUGGUGGUGUAUGCUUCUCCUCAGACUCUGAAGAAGAAGAUGGGUGUGGCUCACAUGAACAAGAACCAAGCUCAAAAUCAUGCUCAAACUCAGGGGAGGAGACUAAUGAAUGAGGGAAUCAGUCGAGGCUGCAGAAUUAAUCAUCAGAAUGGUGAUGGGGGAACGAACCUUGGUAGGGAUGGCUUGGGGGGUCGAGGCAGACAGAGAUAUCAAAAUAGAGGCCAAGGUGGCACUGGAUCAAUGAGGGGAAGAGGUGGUGUCAGCUCAAAGGGCGUGGGCUGGGUGACCGGUGGCCUUCAGGCGAUAUUUCAGCAAGGACUCGCCAGGCCUGGAUUUGGCAAUCUUGCUGGGGACUUGAUACAUUCACAGGGUCUGAUGGGUGCAGUUUUUGAACCAGCAUACUUCGGUAGGGGAGGUCCUUCUGGUGGCUUUUCCGGUCCUGCUUUCCGGUCAAUGGUGCCUCCAUUCCAUGCAGUGACACCACAUGUAAACCAAUCAUUCUUUGGCUGUGGGGUAGCUGGAGCUGGGAUGGGGAUGAUCAGAAGCAGUGGGAUGGAAGGCCACUCCACAGGGAUGUGGACGGAUACAAGCAUGGGUGGGUGGAAAGUUACAGAUAAUGGAAGAAGGAUGAAGGAAUCAAGGUAUGGUGGGGAUAAUUGUGUUUCUGACUUUGGACACAAGGAAGUGUCCCAUAAGAGAACUGGCAGAUCAAAUAUUCCACAAGAUAAAGAAGAGGAUCCAGAGCAUGACUGGUCAGGAAAUUUUGAAAGAGGGCAACUUUACAAGAUGGAAAAAUACUGGGACAGGUCUGAUAAGGAGCACUCAAGGGAGGAGAAAAAUGGACAUAGAGACCACGAGCAGAGAGAUCAGGAUUACAACAAUGAGGAUACCUUGGACAGGAGUAGUUCCUCUUCAAGGUCCCAAAGCAAUUUUAGGAUGGCACAAGAGGUUGACCAUGGGUUUGGUUUGAGGGAAGCAGAGUAUGGGAAGAGACGUCGCAUACCUUUGGAGUAAAGAUCACCUUGUGGGUGCAGGCAUCCUGAUGGUUGGCUACUGCUACUUCUCACUGGUUUUGCUGGUGGCUUUUGACAUGCAAGCCAGAUCUGAGGAAAAAAUUAAGUUAAAGAUAGUGCUAUACAUUUGAUACUGUCAACUUCUGUUGUUGCUUAAGGACAUUCCUUGCUUCAAGAAACCAAUAUUUGUGUGCC